AUGAAAUUAAUAAUAAAUAAUUUUUUAUUAUUAUUUUUAAUUUUUUUAUCAAUCUCAAUUCAAUUUGUAAAAUCAAUUAAUCCACCACAAGAUGAAUUUGAUUGUUUAAUUAAUAUUAUAAAUAAAUUUAAUUAUAAAACAUUUGAUUCAUAUAAAGAUAUUACUAAAAUUUGUUCAUUAACUACUUGGGUGACUUGUGAUUCAACAACAGGUUCUGUAAAAUCAUUUAUUCUAUCAAAUUUACAAUAUAAUAAUUAUGAACAAGCAAUUUCAUCAGAUUUUUCAUGUUUACCAAAUAUUGAAACUUUAGCAAUUUAUUAUCAAAAUGUUUCAAAAGAAUUAAUUUAUUUUAAAUCACCAAAACUUACAAAAUUAACAUUUUUUAAUACACAAGUUUUAGGUGGCGCUGCACUUGAUCAACCAUUUGAAAAAUUUGAUGAUUUAUCAAUAACUAAUUGUAAAGGUUUAGAUAUAAAUACACCAUUUAAAUUUUCAUACUUUAAUAAAGUAACUAGAUUUAUGAUGAGUGGUUUAUAUGCACAACUUGAAUUUGAUUCGUUAGCAUUUAAAAAUAAAACUUCUUUCCAUUUAUCAGGUUCAAAUUACCCAGAUUUAACAGGUUAUACUGGUAUUCAACAAGCAGAAUUUGAAUUUGAUGAUACUUUUAAAUUGGAUUCAAUAUCAAAUUUUGCAAAGUAUACAAGUUUUGGAAGGCUUAUAGUUUAUCAUUAUUCAAAUAUUAAAAUACCAUUUUAUUUUUCUCAAAAUACUAAAAUAUAUUCACUUUGGUUAGCUACUGGUGGUUCAACAUUUACAUCUCCUUAUGAAACACCAACCACAAUGAUUGAUUUAUCAUCCACAAGGUAUACUGAUUUUUUAAUUGGUGGCUUUACAAAUGAAAAUUUAAAUGGCAAAUUUCCAUUUAUUAUGCCAUCAACUUGUUCUAAUUUAAACUUUAAUAGUAAUAAUUUAACCAUUCUUCCAAAUGAUAUUGUUUGUAAAACUGUUUCAUUUCAAAAUAAUGGUAUAAAUUCAGAGUUACCUAAAUUCAUUGGUAAAGCAGAUUCAUAUGAUUUAAAAAAUAAUAAAUUUACUGGUACUAUUGAUCAAUCAUGGUGUUCAACUGAAUUAGUUAUAAAUAAUAAUAAAUUAAUUGGAAAAAUACCAUCAUGUUAUAGUUGUUAUUUAAAUGCACCAAAACCAUCAGGUGGGUUAAUAGCAAUGUAUGAUAGAUUUACAGGUGGUAAUAGUUUUACAAAUUUAAAUAAAACCGCUGUUACAUGUACAACAUUUGCGCCCCAAGUAAAAUGGUUAUCAUCAAAUUCAAUCAGUGUUACUGGUAUUGAUAUUGGCUUUGAUCCAAACAUAUGGUUAUUUAAUGGUGGUGUAAAAGUUAUGCAAUCAAUAAAUUCAUCUCCUGGUCAAUAUCCUCAAUUAAUACUUUAUAGCCCAACUUUAACAGGUGAAACAUUUACAAUUAAUUUCCAAUAUCCAAUCAAUUAUGUUUUUACAUUCCCAAAAGUUUCAAAAAAUCCACUAGUAACUUCAGCUUCAAUCAAUGGUAAAUUAUAUACUUUUAAUGGUACUUAUUUUUCAAGUCAUAUGAGACAUCAAUACCAAGAUAUUAGAGUCAAAGGUUCUUUAUGUACUAUUGUAUCAACUGACUUUUAUUCCGUUACCUGUAGUGCAAAUCUUGUCAUUGAUUCAGCUUUAAAGAUGGUUAAUAUUACAACUGGGCAAGAUUAUAACAAAAAAACAACAAUUUACAUUAGAAUUGAUGGUUUGGUUUCAAAUGAUCAUCGUUGUCCAAAUGAUUGUUCAGGUAAUCAAGGUAUUUGUGAUUUAAGUACUGGUACUUGUUAUUGUGAAUCAGGUUACUCUGGUAGCGAUUGCUCUUUUAAAAAUUGUGGAUCUUCAGUUCCAGAUUGUAAUGGAGCAGGUACAUGUAAUGGUGCAACUGGUUUAUGUACUUGUGAUAGUACUCACGUUGGUGACUAUUGUCAGUAUUCAACUUCUGCUUGUCCAAAUAAUUGUGGUGGUUCAGCUUAUGGUACUUGUAAUGCAAAUAAAACAUGUACCUGUAAUGCUGGUUUUGCUGGUGUAGAUUGUUCAAAACCAACUCAAUGUGUUAAUAAUUGCUCAGGUAAUGGUGUAUGUGUAAAUGGUUUCUGUCAAUGUUUUGAUGGUUAUGGAGAUAGUUCUUGUAGUGCCAAGAUUUUAAAUUGUCCAGUUGGUGCAGGUGGAGCUCCAUGUAAUGGAUUUUAUGGAGCAUGUAACCCUGCAACAGGAGUUUGCACUUGUAGGGAUGGUUAUCAAGGUAGCGCAUGUGAUGAUCGUUUAAUUCAAUGUCCAGUUGCAAUGAAUUCAAUAGUUUGUAAUCGUUUAGAUAUUAAUUGGUGUGAUACAACUACAGGUAAAUGUCAAUGUGAUCCAAAUUUCCAAGGUGUUGAUUGUUCAUUACCAUUGGUUCAAUGUCCAUUAUAUGGUGGUAAAGUUUGCGGUGGAUUUGGUACAUGUAAUAAUCAAACUGGUGUUUGUUCAUGUGACGGUUCCCAUCAAGGUGCUGAUUGUUCAUUACCAUUUAUUCAAUGUCCAUUAAAUGGUGGUAAAGUUUGCGGUGGAUUUGGUACUUGUAAUAAUCAAACUGGUGUUUGUACAUGUGACGGUUCUCAUCAAGGUACUAGUUGCUCUUUACCAUUUGUUCAAUGUCCAAUAUCUUUUUUAAAUCCAUGUGGUGGUUCAAAAAGAGGUAAUUGUAAUAAUCAAAUUGGUGUUUGUAAUUGUUUAGCUGGAUAUCAAGGUCUUGAUUGUUCAUUACCAUUUAUUAAAUGCCCAACAAUUAAUUCAAAUGAUUGUAGUGGAUUUGGUUCAUGUAAUAAUCAAACUGGUAUAUGUGCCUGUGAUAGUUCUCACCAAUCUACUGAUUGUUCAUUACCAUUUAUUCAAUGUCCAUUAAAUGGUGGUAAAGUUUGUAGCAGUUUUGGUACUUGCGAUAAUCAAAUUGGUAUUUGUACAUGUGAUGGUUCUCAUCAAGGUAAUGAUUGUUCAAAAACUUUUGUUCAAUGUCCAUCAGUUAAUUCAAAUUCAUGUAGUGGAUUUGGUUCAUGUAAUAAUGAAACUGGUGCUUGUUCAUGUAAUUCAGGUAGAUUAAAUAAUGAUUGCUCUGGUAUUCAAUGUGAUGUUCCAAAUUGUAAUAGCCAUGGUACAUGUAAUAAUACUAUUGGAAAAUGUCAAUGUGAUAGUUCUCAUCAAGGUAGUGACUGUAGUACUCCUUUUAUUGAUUGUCCAUCUAUAAAUUUAAAUGAUUGUAGUGGAUUUGGUUCAUGUAAUAAUCAAACUGGUACAUGUACUUGUAAUUCAGGUAAAACUUUAUCAGAUUGCACAGGUAUUCAAUGUAGUGUCCCAGAUUGUAAUGGUCAUGGUACAUGUGAUACAAAUAUUGGUAAAUGUCAAUGUGAUAGUUCCCAUCAAGGUGCUGAUUGUUCAUUACCAUUGGUUCAAUGUCCAUUAUAUGGUGGUAAAGUUUGCGGUAAUUUUGGUACUUGUAAUAAUCAAACUGGUGUUUGUUCAUGUGAUAGUUCUCAUCAAGGUAGUGACUGUUCAUCACCAUUUGUUAAAUGUCCAACUGUAAAUUCAAAUGAUUGUAGUGAUUUUGGUUCAUGUAAUAAUCAAACAGGUUCAUGUAGUUGUGAUAGUUCACAUCAGGGUGCUGAUUGUUCAUUACCAUUUAUUCAAUGUCCAAUAUAUUCAAAUUCUUUAUGUGGUGGUUCAUCAUUUGGCUCAUGUAAUAAUCAAACUGGUGUUUGUACCUGUGAUGGUUCUCAACAAGGUGCUGAUUGUUCAUUACCACUAAUUCAAUGCCCAUCAAUAAAUUCAAAAGAUUGUAGUGGUUUUGGUUCAUGUAAUAAUGAAACUGGUAUUUGUUCAUGUAAUUUAGGUAGAUUAAAUAAUGAUUGCUCUGGUAUUCAAUGUGGUUCUCCAAAUUGUAAUGGUCAUGGUACAUGUGAUACUACUCUUGGUGUAUGUAAAUGUGAUAGUUCUCAUCAAGGUAAUGAUUGUUCAUUACCAUUUAUUAAAUGCCCAUCUAUUAAUUCAAAUGAUUGUAGUGGAUUUGGUUCAUGUAAUAAUCAAACUGGAGUUUGUUCAUGUAAUUCAGGUAGAGCUUUAUCAGAUUGUUCAGGUAUUGAAUGUAGUGUUCCAAAUUGUAAUAAUGGAGGUGUUUGUGAUACUAGUAUUGGUAAAUGUCAAUGUGAUAGUUCUCAUCAAGGUAAUGAUUGUAAUAUUCCAUUAAUCCAAUGUCCAAAUUUAUGUAGUGGAUUUGGUUCAUGCAAUAAUCAAACUGGUAUUUGCUCAUGUAAUUCAGGUAGAUUAAAUAAUGAUUGUUCAGGUAUUCAAUGUGAUGUUCCAAAUUGUAAUAGCCAUGGUACAUGUGACAUUACUAUUGGUAAAUGUCAAUGUUUAAAAAAUACAUGGUCAGGUUCAGAUUGUUCAAUUCCAUAUCAAGUUAUUAGAUCGGUUAAUGAAUCAACAACAGCAGGUGGUGAAGCAACUUUUGAAGGUGUUUUUGGAGAUGUUCAUCAAGGUAUUAAAAUGCAAAUUGGUGGUAUUGAUUGUCCAAUAAUAUUUAAUUCAUCAACUAUUAUUAAAUGUAUGGCACCAGAAGGUAACGGAAUUAAAAAAGUAACAUUAUUCCAAAAUGAUAUUUAUUAUACCUAUGAUAAAUAUAAAUAUAAAGCAAUUGAAUUGUCAUGUCCAUCAAAUUGUUUAGGUAAUGGUAUUUGUAAUACAUCAACUGGAGAAUGUAAAUGUAAUUCAGGUUAUGGAUCAUACGAUUGUUCUCCAAUAAUCAAUAAUGGUGGUGGUGGUGGUUUAGGUGAAACCCCCAAUAGUAAUAGUAAUAGUGGUGAACUAGUUAUCCCACCAAAAUCAAAUACUACAUUAAAUGAAGAAACAGGUGGUACAAAUAUUGUUAAUCAAAAAACAAAUUUCCAAAUUUACUUUAAAUCACUUUAUGAAAUUGAUUAUAGUGGUCAAAUCGUUAAAACAUAUAAAUUAGAAAAUAAUUGGGUAAUUAAUAAUGAUUCAAAUAACAAUGAUCAAUGUACAUUUACUCAAACUAUUGAUAAUGGUUGUAAUAUUACAUCUAGAAUUGAUGAAAUAAAUGAUGAAAAUGGUAAAAAAUUUGAAUUUGCAGGUACAAGUUUCACAGUUUCAAAUGGAGGUAUUAAAUUUACAAUCACCAUUGAUAAUUAUCAAUAUCAAAGUAAUUUAAAUACAUUAACUUUAGAUUUUGUAUCAUCAGUUGGUGAAAUUCAAGAUACUCAAAACAACAAUGAAUGUAAUUCAAAAGAUACUGAAAUCGAUACAAGUAAUGUAAAUGAUUUAUCAUCAUCAAAUUUCAAUUAUAUUAAAAUAUCAAAGAACAACAAAAUUCUAAGUGGUAGAUUUAUUAAUAGAUUGUUAUCAAAUGGUAAAGCUACAUUCUUUACAACAUCGGUUAGAAAUGAAAGUAAUUCAAUCAUUGUUUCAUUAAAUUUACCACAUUGUUCACAAUGUAUUAUUGAUCCUGACUUUUCAGUAUUAUUAUCAUCAGAUUUUGUUUCAAAUUGUCCAUCAGUUGUUGAUAAACGUAAAUCAUAUAUUGUACCAGUUUCAGUUGUUGCUUCAGUUGUUGGUGCCGUAUCAGUUGCUUCUGCUGGUUUCCUCAUUCGUAAAAAAAUGAUUGAAAGAAAAUUCUUUAAAACCUAUAGUAAUUAA
Molecule: messenger RNA, 5757 nt
Organism: Dictyostelium discoideum AX4
Lineage: Eukaryota; Evosea; Eumycetozoa; Dictyosteliales; Dictyosteliaceae
Product: EGF-like domain-containing protein
Exons: 4
Coding region: 1-5757 (1918 amino acids)
Source: RefSeq, a predicted model, not a curated record